This is a messenger RNA of Phytophthora nicotianae INRA-310, 321 nucleotides long. RefSeq lists its product as hypothetical. The record is from RefSeq and is a predicted model, not a curated record. The transcript has a single exon. NCBI's taxonomy places the organism in Eukaryota, Oomycota, Peronosporomycetes, Peronosporales, Peronosporaceae. Bases 1 to 321 code for a protein of 106 amino acids.
AUGACGACCAUGGAUACUCCGAUCGUUAAGACUGGCGGUGUGGACAUUUGGACCGAUCUCCUGAUCGCCUGCCUCGUGGUGCUCGUGGUGCUGGCGCCUGCCUUCCUAUUCCGGGUGCCUACAUACCCCGAUGCUGCUACUUCGGUAGCACCUGCCAAGAAAUCUUCCAUCUACUACCACAACGAAAAUGAUGCGCGAAGUAAGAGACGUCGACAAGUCAAAGUGCAGCAACAACCGAGUGGUCGAAGCUCUGAUCUCACCAGUAAGCACAUCCACAGCAACAGCAAUGGAGCACCUGCAGCCCGCGCGAAGGUGACGUGA